AAGCAGAAACACGAGCUCAGAAAAUUCUCAUUAUCCAAGGAAAGCAAAUUAAAAAAUAAAAAAAUAAAAAAUCAUCACCAACCUCAAGACCACACAGACUGGUUUGGUUGCGGUCUUUCUUGCUUUCUUUCUUCUUCUCCACUGUAGAUCUCUUUGUCUCAACACUCCAAACCCGUAAAGGAGAAUAAAAAGGUAGAACAAUAAGAUUUAACCAUUAAAAAAUUUGAGAAGAUAAUGCAAGGAUCUGUAGCUGAACCAGAAGCAGAGGAUGAGGAAGCAACGCUCCAGCUCCAGUUCCUCUUCAAUGGCAAUUACUAAGCUCACUGCUUUUCUCACUAUCAGCUUCUUCUUUGUUUUGACUCUGCUUUCUACAUUAUCUCAAGCUAAGUCUUCCUCUCCACCACUAGUCACUGAGAUUAAGCAGCAAAAUCAGAACCAAGACAACCAACCAUUCGUGGGUGUGAACAUUGGAGUCGACGUUUCGAAUCUUCUUUCACCUUCCGACCUCGUUUCGUUCCUCCAAUUCCAGAAGAUCGACCACAUCCGUCUCUACGAUGCCGACCCUGACAUUCUCAAAGCCCUGGCUAAAACCAAGAUCCGGGUCAUCAUCAGCGUGCCAAACAACCAGCUCCUUGCCAUUGGCUCUUCCAAUACCACCGCCGCAGCCUGGAUCGGACGAAACGUCGUUGCUUACUACCCGGAAACGCUCAUCACUGGUAUAGCAGUUGGGGACGAGGUGUUAACCACAGUACCCUCUUCGGCUCCUCUGCUUCUGCCUGCAAUUCAAUCCCUUUACAAUGCUCUGGUCGCUGCAAACCUCCAUACCAAAAUCAUGGUUUCGACCCCUCACGCCGCUUCUAUAAUCCUCGACCCUUUUCCACCUUCUCAGUCUUUUUUCAACCAGAGCCUUACCCAAGUUGUCCUUCCUCUGCUUCAAUUCUUGUCCAAAACUGGGUCUCCCCUGAUGAUGAACUUUUACCCUUACUAUGUGUUUAUGCAGAACAAAGGGGUUGUGCCCCUUGACAAUGCACUUUUCAGGCCCUUGACACCUUCUAAAGAAAUGGUCGACCCCAAUACUCUGCUCCACUACACCAAUGUUCUCGAUGCCAUGAUUGAUGCUGCCUAUUUCUCCAUGAAGAACCUCAAUAUCACAGAUGUUGUGGUUCUUGUCACCGAAAGUGGGUGGCCUUCCAAAGGGGAUUCCAAAGAACCUUAUGCCACUGUUGAUAAUGCCGACACGUACAAUUCGAAUCUGAUUAAGCAUGUUUUUGACCGAAGUGGAACCCCUUUGCAUCCGGAGACCACUUCGAGUGUUUAUAUAUACGAAUUGUUCAAUGAGGAUUUGAGGUCGCCUCCUGUAUCCGAGGCAAAUUGGGGUCUGUUUUAUGGGAAUACAACGCCUGUUUAUCUGCUUCAUGUGUCGGGAAGUGGGUCUUUUUUGGCUAAUGAUACCACCAACCAGACGUAUUGCAUUGCCAUGGAUGGAGUUGAUCCGAAGACUUUGCAAGCAGCGUUAGAUUGGGCAUGUGGACCAGGACGAGCUAAUUGCUCAGAGAUUCAACCAGGGGAGGAUUGUUAUUCUCCUAACAAUGUUAAAAGCCAUGCUUCUUAUGCUUUUGAUAGCUAUUACCAGAAGGAAGGUAAAGCUGCUGGGUCUUGUGACUUCAAGGGUGUGGCUAUAAUCACAACCACUGACCCAAGUCAUGGGAGCUGUAUAUUUCCAGGAAGUAAAAAGGUGACCAAUAAGACGAGGCAGGUAGUGAACUCAACCCAAGUAAGUGGUGCAGCAGAGAGAUUAAAAUUUAUUGGUUUAAGCAGGAAUGGAAUAAGUGGAGUGAGCAAGGAACUGGUCAUAUUUUUUCUUUUAGUUUUGUCUAGUCUCUUAUUCUUUCCUUUUAUGACCCCUCCAUGCUAGGGUAGAAAAUAAUACAAUUUUUUUUUUUCUUUUUUGGAGUAUUCAAAAUGAUUUUGAUUUUGAGUAUUGAAUGAUAUGAUCAAGUGCUUGGCAUAAUGGGGUCUCUAUGGAUGUAUUUUUUAUAUGGGCUAAUGAUUUUUGUAAUUAAAAUGAUUUUGUUAAAAAGUGUCUGUUUUUAA
This is a messenger RNA of Ziziphus jujuba (common jujube), 2094 nucleotides long. Its product is annotated as glucan endo-1,3-beta-glucosidase 1. Gene Ontology annotation, molecular function: hydrolase activity, hydrolyzing O-glycosyl compounds. The transcript is spliced from 4 exons. Bases 269 to 1915 code for a protein of 548 amino acids. Gene Ontology annotation, cellular component: plasma membrane. Lineage: Eukaryota; Viridiplantae; Streptophyta; Magnoliopsida; Rosales; Rhamnaceae. The record is from RefSeq and is a predicted model, not a curated record. Gene Ontology annotation, biological process: carbohydrate metabolic process.